Miscanthus lutarioriparius is the source of this 1194-nucleotide messenger RNA. NCBI's taxonomy places the organism in Eukaryota, Viridiplantae, Streptophyta, Magnoliopsida, Poales, Poaceae. The record is from the annotation of a GenBank genome assembly.
AUGAGCGCCAAGAUCAAUGGGGCAGCAGCAGCUGCUGCAUUUCUGCUCUUCUACACUCACCUCUACUUCCCAACCACUGCUCAUCUCUACUCCUCAACCACUCCAUUGCUUGCAGCCCUCGUUAAUCUUACAACGCCUUCCCUUCCAUUAUAUCCACUUUCGGUUGAUUCCACCUCUACCCAUCAUCAGUAUGACUGUAAAUACAACCCGCUAUGCGAUGACUUCCCACCGGAUUUCCCCCCGCCCGACACAUCAGCAGUGUCCAUCUUCUGUGUUGACCCCAAUGGCUGUUGUGAAUUCACAACCGUGCAGGCGGCGGUCGAUGCAGUUCCAAACCACAGCAGCAAGAGGAAUGUUGUGUGGAUCAACAAGGGCAUCUACUUUGAGAAGGUGACAGUCCCAGCAUCCAAGCCCAAUAUCACAUUCCAAGGGCAGGGGUUCGACCUGACAGCGAUCGCGUGGAACGAUACUGCCAAAUCAGCGAACGGCACAUUCUAUAGCGCCUCAGUCUCUGUUUUCGCAUCAGGAUUCAUUGCGAAGAACAUAAGCUUCAUUAAUGUAGCACCAAUCCCAAGGCCUGGCGCUGUCGAUGCACAGGCAGUGGCGAUCAGGAUCAAUGGUGACCAAGCAGCAUUCUGGGGUUGUGGCUUCUUUGGAGCGCAAGACACACUCCAUGAUGACAGAGGCCGGCAUUACUUCAAGGAAUGUUUCAUCCAUGGCUCUAUUGACUUUAUCUUUGGAGAUGCUAGGUCACUCUAUGAAAAUUGCAGAUUGAUAUCCAUUGCAGAUCCAGUGCCUUCAGGGCAAAGAUCAAUUACUGGUUCAGUCACUGCACAUGCCCGGGUAUCAGAAAAUGACAACACUGGCUACUCAUUUGUCAAUUGUAGCAUAGGUGGCACUGGUUGGAUAUGGCUUGGACGAGCAUGGAGACCAUAUUCUCGGGUCGUCUUUGCCUACACGUCAAUGUCAGACAUCAUAGCUUCUGAAGGAUGGAAUGACUGGAAUGAUCACACAAGAGAUCAGACUGUAUUUUAUGGAGAGUACAAGUGUACAGGUGAUGGUGCAAACCUGGCAGAUAGAGUGCCUUAUGCUCAGAAGCUUAGUGAUGUGCAAGUGUUACCUUACCUAAACACAUCUUUCAUUGAUGGAGAUCAAUGGUUGAAACCAUACACUGACUCACUAAUAUCUGAUUGA